This is a messenger RNA of Mytilus trossulus (common blue mussel), 678 nucleotides long. RefSeq lists its product as uncharacterized. The transcript has a single exon. The record is from RefSeq and is a predicted model, not a curated record. NCBI's taxonomy places the organism in Eukaryota, Metazoa, Mollusca, Bivalvia, Mytilida, Mytilidae. The coding region runs from base 1 to 468 and encodes 155 amino acids.
AUGGAACCAGAAAAGGGGAAAAGAGCUGCAAAUUUUACAGAGGCAGAAAAGGUCUUUCUUACAGAGCUGGUAGAAAGGAAAAUUGACAUAAUUAAUUCAAAAUUCACAAGUACUAUCACUAAUCAAAAGAAAAAACAGGUAUGGGAGGACAUUGCCCAGCAAUUGAAUUCCAGGGGUGCUGCCCAGAGAACUGCAAACCAGAUUAAGGAAAAGUGGAGGAAGUCGUGUGGGGCAGCAAGGGAGGAGGCAGCCAACGACAAGGCCCAUGCUAGGACGACUGGUGGUGGGCCUCCAGCCAAGGCAAAAGACCCAGUUACUCAGAAAAUUCUGGAAUUGCAUCAGGGGGCACCAAACUUUUUUGGGAUAGAUGGUGGUCUGGAAAUAGGGAUGCCUCUGCCACUAGAGACAAUCAACAACCCUUUUGGAUUAAAUGGUAAUACUAUAUACAAUAUUUUUACACUGGUUUAAACACGAAUGCUCAUGUAAUGACUACUAUAAACGCCCGUGAAUGUGUCGUCUGCUUAUGAGCGGCCAUAUUUAAAUCUUAAAUGUUGAUAUGUUUUCAAUCUUAAUUGUUUUAACACUAGAAACGACGUUUUUCUUAAAUCAUAAAAUGUGAAGCCAUAUGCACAAUGAUGCAUUCUCCAUAAGUUUUACAUGGUAUUUGACCAAAAUAUA